Molecule: messenger RNA, 1233 nt
Organism: Mya arenaria
Lineage: Eukaryota; Metazoa; Mollusca; Bivalvia; Myida; Myidae
Exons: 2
Coding region: 17-814 (265 amino acids)
Molecular function (GO): protein binding
Source: RefSeq, a predicted model, not a curated record
CAUCUACUUAAAGAGAAUGACUGGAAUACUUCAGCUGUUGUUACUGGUCAGCGUGACCAUGGCCUCCGAACCAUCGUGUCCAGCGUGCUCCAAAUACGACUACGAAGAAAAGGUGCUCGAGAGAAUGAUUCGCAUGGAGUUCGCUUUUGAGAAUGUGUUAAAGGAAAACAAGGCUGUGAGCAAAACUGUCGAGGAAGAUCUAACGCGGAUCAAAGAAGAAAACGAACGUUUACACGCGACCGUUGAUGCCCUUAAGAAUCAACAAGAGCAAGCAGAACGCAGACUGGUUUCGCUCAUGGAGGAAGUUGAGAGAAACCAGUCCAGCACACUGGAGAAGAUAGUUUCCGAUUCUAACACUACGUUAGAACAAACUAUUGCCGCCUUCAAUGUAAUAAAAGACCCAAUCGCUUCUCCACUGGUAUACUUUCACGUCCGCUCUCCACAGACCAGCAGCCUGUCCACAGGUGAGAUGAUAGUUUACAAGACAGUGGAGACCAACCACGGAAGCGGCUACAGCUCCACCACUGGCAAGUUCACAUCUCCAGUACGGGGACUCUACUUGUUCUUCAUGCACACAUGUACGGCUCCAAACAAAUAUGCUUUUCUCACGAUAGUGAAGGAAGGCUCAGUCCUGAUUGCAAGUGUACAUUAUGAUAAGGACUAUUAUACAUGUUCUAGUAGUCAGGUGUUUGUACAGCUUGAUGCCGAGGAAACUGUCUGGGUACAAUGCUCCAAUGGGGGCUCGAACAUACAACUGUAUGAGCAGCAUCCUUACCGUUGGUCCAGUUUUGGCGGUGCUCUCAUUCACAACUGACGUUCUUCAUGAAACGCCAAAAAGCAGAAAGAUAAAUGCAAGUUGGAGUAAAUUUCGCAGUGAUAAAUGAGUUAUAUUAAAAUCAAAAUAUGAUCAUUACGCGAAUUAUUUGUGUUAGCAUUUACCGCUAGUUAAAAAUAUUUUAGAUAGUGUCUGUGUAUACCGCUUGUAUGCUAUGUUAUUUAUAUUGAGAAUACUUUUGAAAUGGAAUUACAUUUGUAUUUUAACUAAGAAAGCUCUAUUCACAUGUUGAAUGUUUGCCGACUCAAAAUAAAACAUUAUUCUGUAUCGUGUAUCAUCAAUCCGUUGUUUUAAAGAUUUUUUCCAGAAUAAAUCAGUUAUUUUGUGAGUGUGUGUAUAUAUGUAUUUGGUAAUGUUAAAUGAUAUACGUACAAAAUAUACUCAUAAAUCAGUGUGAA